AUGGGAAGUGUCCCCAUUGGCCUACUCACCGACCAGAAUACGGAGCAAAUGAACAUAAUCUUCGACCAUGCCAUAGAUGUGGCUAACCAGGAGGUGGGCACCACAUUGACAUCCCUCAAGGCGGAGGUUAACUACGGCGAUGCCUACCAGAGCUAUGGGAGACUCUGCCAAAUGCUUGAGACCGGCAUAGCUGGGGUCUUUGGACCGUCCUCACGCCACUCUGCCCUCCACUUGAUGUCCAUCUGCGACGCCAUGGAUAUUCCCCAUAUAUACUCCUACAUGAGCGAUUACGCCGAGGGCUUCAACCUCCACCCACAUCCCGCUGACUUGGCCAAGGCCCUGCACAGUCUCAUCACGGAAUUCAACUGGAGCCGCUUUAUUUUCCUCUACGAGUCGGCUGAUUACCUCAAAAUCCUUAACGAGCUGACGACUUUGUUCGGCAUGAAUGGUCCUGUGGUCACGGUCCUGCGGUACGACAUGCAGUUGAAUGGAAACUACAAGCAGGUCCUCCGGCGUGUGCGCAAGUCACAGGAUAAUCGAAUUGUGGUGGUCGGAUCCAGCGACACGAUGCCCGAAUUCCUGAACCAAGCCCAGCAGGUUGGCAUCAUCAACGAGGACUACAAGUUCAUCAUUGGCAACCUGGACUUUCAUUCCUUCGAUUUGGAGGAGUACAAGUACAGUGAGGCCAAUAUAACAGGGCUGCGGCUGUUUUCCCCCGAGAAGAUGGCCGUGAAAGAGCUUCUUAUGAAGUUGGGCUAUCCCACUGACCAGGAUGAGUUUCGAAAUGGUUCCUGUCCCAUCACCGUCGAAAUGGCUCUAACCUAUGAUGCUGUUCAACUGUUUGCUGAGACCCUGAAAAACCUUCCCUUUAAGCCGAUUUCUCAGAACUGCUCCCAGCGCACCGAAAGUGUCCGGGACGAUGGUUCAUCCUUUAAAAACUACAUGCGAACUCUACGUCUCUCGGAACACCUACUCACAGGACCCAUCUACUUCGAGGGGAAUGUCCGCAAGGGCUACCACUUGGAUGUAAUCGAGCUGCAGCCCUCGGGCAUUGUGAAGGUUGGCACCUGGGAUGAGAAUCGCGGCUACAGACCCCAGCGACUGGCCCCCACCACCUCCCAGUUCGAUGGCCAGGACAAUUCGCUGGCCAAUAAGACUUUCAUUGUUUUGCUAUCAGUGCCGAACAAACCAUAUGCCCAACUGGUGGAAAGCUACAAGCAACUGGAGGGCAACAACCAGUACGAAGGCUAUGGCGUGGAUCUCAUCAAGGAACUGGCCGAUAAGCUGGGCUUUAACUUCACCUUUGUAAAUGGCGGCAAUGAUUAUGGAAACUUCAAUAAGACCUCCAAUGAAUCCACUGGCAUGUUGAGAGAAAUUAUGAUGGGGCGAGCCGAUUUGGCUGUUACGGACUUAACCAUCACGGCAGAGCGGGAACAAGCCAUAGAUUUCUCCAUUCCCUUCAUGAACUUGGGCAUUGCCAUUCUCUACUUGAAGCCCCAGAAAGCCACACCAGAACUCUUCACUUUCAUGGAUCCGUUUUCCGAAGAGGUUUGGAUAUUCCUGGGAUUUUCCUUUUUGGGCGUAUCCUUGAGCUUCUUUAUAUUGGGUCGUCUGUCACCCAGUGAGUGGGAUAACCCGUAUCCGUGUAUCGAAGAGCCCGAAGAGCUGGAAAAUCAAUUCACGAUUGGGAACUCCAUCUGGUUUACCACCGGAGCCCUGCUCCAACAGGGCUCGGAAAUCGGACCAAAAGCUCUGUCAACCCGCACUGUGGCCACUUUCUGGUGGUUCUUCACUCUGAUUGUGGUAUCCUCGUACACUGCCAAUUUAGCCGCUUUCUUGACUAUCGAGAAGCCUCAAAGUUUAAUCAACAGUGUCGAAGAUCUAGCGAAUAAUAAGGAUGGUGUGGUUUAUGGCGCCAAGAAAACAGGAUCUACCAGGACUUUCUUUUUGACAACUGAGGAUGAGCGCUACAAGAGAAUGAACCAGUUUAUGUUGCAGCAUCCGGAGCAUCUCACACAGGACAACAUGGAGGGAGUGAAUCGAGUCAAGUCAAGUACCCACUAUGCCUUUCUAAUGGAGUCCACUUCCAUCGAGUACAACACCAAACGCGAGUGCAAUCUCAAGAAGAUUGGCGAUGCUCUGGAUGAGAAGUGCUAUGGAAUAGCCAUGCGAAAGAAUUGGCCCCAUCGCAACAAGUUCAAUAAUGCCCUGCUGGAGCUGCAGGAGCAAGGAGUUCUAGAGAAAAUGAAGAACAAGUGGUGGAACGAGGUGGGCACCGGAAUCUGCGCUACAAAGGAGGAGGCCCCCGAUGCCACGCCUCUCGAUAUGAACAAUUUGGAGGGCGUGUUCUUUGUGCUCCUUGUGGGCAGUUGCCUGGCUUUACUUUACGGAAUCGUAAGCUGGGCCUUCUUUGUGAUGAAGAAAGCCCACCAUUACCGGGUUCCAGUGAAGGAAGCUCUUAAGGAGGAGUUCCAGUUCAUAGUCGACUUCAAUAACUAUAUCCGUGUGCUAAAGAACUCUGCUUCCAUCUACUCGCGCAGCCGUCAGUCUUCCAUGUCGGUGGCUUCCAUGGCCCAGGAAGACAGCUAA
Drosophila bipectinata is the source of this 2589-nucleotide messenger RNA. NCBI's taxonomy places the organism in Eukaryota, Metazoa, Arthropoda, Insecta, Diptera, Drosophilidae. The record is from RefSeq and is a predicted model, not a curated record.